AUGGAGUCUGUCUUAAAUAUCUUGCAUAUAGUAAUGGUCAUCAUCAAUGUUUUCAGAACAAAUGGGACGUUCUGUAGCCUGCAAGGAGAACCUGUUUAUCCACUACUUUCAAAGGAUGGGGACAUUAUAAUUGGAGUGAUUUUUCCCUUCCACAAGACUUGGGAAAUCACAGAAGUGUCCUAUAUGGUGAAGCCAUCACCACUGAAAUGUGUGAGUCUUGAUUUCAGAGCAAUGCAGUAUUCACAGUCUGUGAUUUUUGCAAUAGAAGAGAUCAACAACAGCUCAUCUUUACUCCCUGGAGUCUCACUGGGCUACAAGAUCUAUGACACAUGCAGUUCAGCAACAAUGGGGGUUAAAAUGGCUCUGGCAGUUGUAAAUGGAAAUGAGAAUUCAACACUGGAUGAGCCCUGCACAAAGCCAGCACAGCCACAAGCCAUAAUCGGUGAGACAUACACAACAGUGUCUAAGCCUAUUGCAAAGACUGUUGGACCUUUCAACAUUCCCGUAAUCAGUCAUGAUUCCACCUGCGAGUGUCUCAGUGACAAAAGAAUAUAUCCCACGUUUUUGCGCACUGUUCCCAGUGAUUACUACCUAAGCAGAGCACUGGCAGACAUGGUCAAGCAGUUUGGCUGGACCUGGGUGGGUGCAAUAAGAAGAGAUGAUGACUAUGGUAACAGUGGGAUGGCUGCAUUUAUUGAAGCUGCAGAGCAGCUGGGCAUUUGCUUUGAAUAUUCCUUUUCAUAUAUUAGAACCUACUCACAAGAAAAAGUGCUGAGAAUGAUUCAGCAGAUCAAAAGCUCUACUUCUCGAGUGAUUGUGUCAUUUCUCUCUUAUUGGGACUGGGAGAUUUUGCUCGACGUAUUUUAUGAGCACAACAUUACAGGAUACCAGUGGGUCGGAACUGCAGCUUGGAUCGCUGAUUCAACUGUAGCCAGAACAGAUAAGCACAAAAUACUGCAAGGAGCCAUCGGGCUAGCUUACCCCAAAAAAACAGUGACAGGUCUGAAGGACUUCAUUUUGGAUAUACAACCACUGAAAUCUGCAGGCAGAGCCAUUUUUACUGAAUUCUGGGAGACUUUAUUUCAUUGCAAAUAUUCAGUGCAGAAUAACUCAAAAGAUACUACAGUGUGCACAGGACAGGAGAAACUGUCCGAAAUGGACAAUGAAUUCACAGACAUGGCGAUGAUGCCUGUUUUCAAUAAUGCUUAUAAAGCAGUAUAUUCUAUUGCCCAUACACUGCACAACCUUCUGGGCUGCACGCAAACAUGUCCUACAAAGAAGCAGCCUGAUCCUCUCACUUUUCUAGAACAUCUGAAAAGAGUGCGCUUCAAAACCAAAGAGGGCGAAGAGGUUUAUUUUGACAAAAAUGGGGACCCUCCAUCUAAAUAUGAUGUAAUAAACUUGCAAACUAUUGAAAAUCAUCAUGAGUUUGUCAAAGUUGGAUAUUAUGACUCUUCGUUUCCUGCUCAUAAUCGAUUAGCAGUAAAAAUGGCCUCUGUUGUGUGGGCACAAAAUACAAGCCAGAUGCCGGUGUCUGUGUGCAGUGAGAGCUGCUCUCCAGGAACCAGGAAGGCUGUGCAGAAAGGAAAGCCUAUCUGCUGCUUUGACUGUAUACCAUGUGCUGAAGGAGAGAUCAGUAAUAUGACAGACGCAGUUAAAUGUGAACAAUGUUAUGAAGAUUACUGGUCAAAUCAACACAGAAAUGAAUGUGUAAAGAAGGAAAUUGAAUUCUUGUCGUAUGAGGAAACGAUGGGAAUUUUGCUGUCAGCUGUUUCAAUUAUCGGUGCCUUUAUGACGAUAAUAAUAGCAAUUAUAUUCUUUAGAUAUAAAAACACCCCGAUAGUCAAAGCCAACAAUUCAGAGCUGAGCUUCCUGCUGCUUUUCUCUCUGGCUCUGUGUUUCCUCUGUUCACUUACUUUCAUUGGUCAGCCCUCUGAGUGGUCCUGUGUGCUGCGUCACACAGCGUUUGGGAUCACCUUCGUCCUCUGCAUCUCCUGUGUUCUGGGGAAAACAAUAGUGGUGUUAAUGGCCUUCAGAGCUACACUUCCAGGCAGUAAUGUCAUGAAAUGGUUUGGGCCUCCACAGCAGAGACUCAGUGUUCUUGCUUUCACUCUCAUACAGGUCCUUAUUUGUGUGCUUUGGUUAACAACAUCUCCUCCUUUCCCCUUCAAAAAUCUAAAGCACUACAAGGAAAAGAUCAUCCUAGAGUGUCAGUUAGGUUCAGCAGUAGGUUUCUGGGCUGUGCUGGGUUAUAUAGGAUUUCUGGCUCUUUUGUGUUUUAUUUUGGCUUUUCUAGCACGGAAGCUGCCUGAUAAGUUUAAUGAAGCCAAGUUCAUCACAUUCAGCAUGCUCAUAUUCUGUGCAGUGUGGAUCACCUUCAUCCCAGCUUAUGUCAGCUCUCCUGGAAAGUUCACUGUAGCUGUGGAGAUAUUUGCCAUUUUGGCCUCAAGCUUUGGUUUGUUAUUCUGUAUCUUUUUUCCGAAGUGUUACAUAAUCAUAAUGAAACCAGAAAAGAACACUAAAAAACUAAUUAUGAAUAAAGUGCCAGAUAAGUAA
This is a messenger RNA of Pygocentrus nattereri (red-bellied piranha), 2556 nucleotides long. Its product is annotated as extracellular calcium-sensing receptor-like. Gene Ontology annotation, cellular component: membrane. Bases 1 to 2556 code for a protein of 851 amino acids. Gene Ontology annotation, molecular function: G protein-coupled receptor activity. Lineage: Eukaryota; Metazoa; Chordata; Actinopteri; Characiformes; Serrasalmidae. The transcript is spliced from 6 exons. The record is from RefSeq and is a predicted model, not a curated record. Gene Ontology annotation, biological process: G protein-coupled receptor signaling pathway.